GAUUUCAUUAGGCUGCCGUGAAGGGCAUAGAAGUACUGCGAUACCCAUCGUGCCUAUCAAUGGCCCCUAAUUAGAUUUCAGAUGGGACGUUGUCAUUUCCAGCCCAUCGUCUUGAAAAUCAAAUCAUGUCAUUGGGAUCAUAUUUUGAAGGAAUACAGGCUCUCUCUCCCCCCCGCCCUCUAGCCAGAAUGGUCGGGAGGCCAUGUGUCGCUGUUCAUUACCAUCACUGGCUGAUAAAGCCUUUUGGAGAAGAUUUAAAUCCCCGCUAAAGAGCAUUAGUUGACAAGGAAGGCGCCUGCAAACAAGCAUGGCACAGGCCUUGGAGGUGCCAAACAGUGAAGAACUGACUCCUAACUAAAGGCGCACUAAAAGUCGCACAGCAACAGCUCAUCCCACCAAUCUGUCAACAGGCUACACGAUGGAAAUCAUGGAUACGCAGCAUGCCUUGGAGGCUGUGGGGAGACUACAAGCUAAACUGAAGGAGCGGGGGGAGGCCCCCACACAGGAGAAACUCUCCCUGCUGAAGACCGUCCUGCAGAGCCCCCUGUUCCACCACAUACUCAGCUUACAGCAAGCUAAGCGGAAGCCCCUGGCGAAGGGGAAGGGCAUUUCCAAAUCUGUAUCCAUGAACUGUGGACCAUGCCCAGGCGUACCAGUGGGGUUGAAGACUCUGUGUCACAGUGACUCUUACACAUGGGCCAUGGAGAACAGAUCCUCCCACAGGGAGGGCAGCAUGUCUUCCCUGGGCUCGCAGGAUCUGUCCUUCUCGGACAUCUAUCCCAACAACUGCACUCACACCGAAUCGCAGUACUGCACUCCCCCUCGGAUCUCCCGCACCAUGUCCAUGGGCAGAAACCUGGCUGCUAUUGCUCACGAGAGGCGUCAUGUGGAGAUGAUUGAGCUGACCAAUGACGGGAAGGGCCUUGGCUUUGGCAUCAUAGGAGGGCGGAGCACAGGAGUUAUGGUCAAGACCAUCCUACCUGGAGGAGCUGCCGGCCGGGAUAAACGCCUGCGUAGUGGAGAUCAGAUCCUGCGCAUCGGAGACACAGACCUGGCGGGCAUGAACAGUGAGCAGGUGGCACAGGUGCUGCGAAAUGCUGGUACCAAGGUGAAGCUGCUCAUUGCCAGGGAUAUCACCAAGGACAACCACCUAUCCUCACCUGCCCUCAGCCAGGACAGCUUGGAUGGCAAGCUCAAUGACUUCAAUGAUGAGUAUGAGUUCAGUGUGCAGUUCACUAAAAACAGCCGGGGCCUGGGAUUCACCAUCUCUAGCUACAUAGGUGACCUCAAUUCAGUGUACAGUGCCGGUGUGAUGGUGAAGAGCAUUGUGAAAGGCAGCGCUAUUGAUCAAGAUGGACGCAUCCACAUUGGAGAUAUUAUACUAUCUGUAGAUGGCGUGAGCAUGCAUGGCUGCAGUGAGCAGAGGGCAAUGGAGGUGCUGAGGAGGACGGGGCCCCUGGUCAGACUGAGGUUGCUGAGGAAAUCCGUCCGUCUGAGUCACAUCCUGCCGCCGGUUCCUCCCCUGCAGCCGCUCCGACACUCCCACAGCUUCCACGAGGGGAAUCCCUACAGAGUGGCCCUCAACAGGAUUCAAGAGACAGGAAUCUGCUCCCUGCGUGAGAUCUCCCGGCGAGCAGCAUACGCCAACAGACGACCCCGACAUGAUUUCAGAAAUGGCGGGAAACUGAUGCCAGCUGAAGAGGAGUACCUGAGGAAGAGGUGGCAGCAUGCGGUUGGACCCCGAUAUGAAGUUAUUGUGUGUCAGCUGGAGCGGUUCAGCGAGACAAGUGGACUGGGCAUCAGCCUGGAGGCUCGGGCAGGACAUCAUUACCUGUGCUCCGUCUUACCUGAGGGGCCCAUUGGCCAAAGUGAUAAGAUCUUCACUGGAGACCAGAUAUUGGAGGUGAAUGGGAUCCCUCUCAUUGGAGAGACACAUAAGGAGGUGGUCAAUCUUCUGAAGGAGCUGCCGAUCCAUGUAUGUCUGGUGUGCUCUCGAGUUGUCCCCCCUUCAAUUCCAAACAGUGAUGAGGAAGAUGAUAAUGAAGUCCACCUCACCCUGAAAGAGCUGCUGGCUGAGUUCAAUGACAAGUUGGACCAGGGCUGUGUCAUCCCCUGUCCUACGGCUGAGGACAUCACCAAGCGUGGCGUACCACCCAUGUCACCUCCUUUGGCCAUGUGGGAGAGAGAGGCUCAGGUGGUCGAGCUGGAGAAAGGCGAGUCGGGACUGGGCUUCAGUAUCCUGGACUACCAGGAUCCAGAAGAUGUCACUAAAACAGUGCUGGUCAUCCGCUCCUUGGUGCCUGGGGGUGUAGCAGAUCAAGAUGGUCGCCUGCUGCCCGGCGACCGACUCAUGUUUGUCAAUGAUACCGACCUGGAAGGUUCCAGCCUGGAUUAUGCUGUGUAUGUCCUUAAAUCCACUGGUUAUGGCCCUGUCCGCGUCGGUGUUGCCAAACCCCUGCCGCUGGAACUGUGUGGCGGCUUGACGCCCAUCUCAGAGAGGAGCGUGCGGGUUUCCUGCGAUGACACCGAGAAUCACACUCAGGCCGGCCUGCUAGCUGAAGCGGCCGAGGCUUUCGCCAACACUUACCACUCUGAGGACAACAGCUUCGGCCAGCAGUGUUACAAAAGAACGGAAAACCAGCCACGUUAUCGCUUCGGCAUCAUGGACAACGACAGGCAGCAAGCCCCUCCUCCGCCUCCCCGCACCAGCUUUGAGAAGACAAUCACUGUUGUCCGGGGCAACCGUAGCCUUGGGAUGUCGGUGAGUGCUAUCAAGGACGGCUCAGGCAUGCUGGUGCGCAGUGUGGUCCAGGGGGGCUCUGUUAGCCAGGAUGGCAGGCUGGGGGUGGGGGACGCCAUCUUGGCCCUCAACGGAGAACCUACCUCCAACCUGACAAACGCCAAGGCCAGGGCCACGCUCCGCAGACACUCUGUCAUAGGGCCAGAAAUGAGUGUAACCUAUGUCCCAGCCCAGCAGGUGGACGAACACCGUAUCCGUCUGUGUUUGCCCCCUCUGGCGUCCAUCGAGGCCGACAGCGCCUCUUCCUCGCCCACCCCACCGACACCCUCUCCAGAACCUGCAUCGGCCCCAUCCAGACCCCUCAGUCCAGUCAAAGCUCCAGCUCCAACUCCUGCUUCAUCCACCCGCACACCCUCCGCCUCGGUCAGAUUUAAAACUGCUGCUCCACAUCCAGCCUCAGUCAGAGUCUCUGCUUCGCUUAAAGCUCCAUUCAAGGGCCCAGCCGUAGUUCCCACCAUCACCCCGGCCCCAGACUCAAGCGUUCAGCUGACGCGAGCACCAGGCCAAUCCCUAGGUAUCAGCAUAAUGGGAGGCAGAGGCAUGGGCCGCAGACUGAGCAGUGGAGAGAUGAUGAGGGGAGUCUUCAUCAAGCACAUCAGCCCCGACAGCCCGGCAGCAGAUAAUGGCACCCUCCGGACUGGAGACAGGAUACUGGAAGUUUGUGGUGUGGACUUACGAGACGCCAGCCAUGAGCAGGCAGUGGAGGCCAUCCGCAGGGCUGGAGACACUGUGGUCUUCCUGGUCCAGUCGGGACAACACAGAUCUCAGUCUCCGAUACUCACCAACCAUGAAAGACAAACUCCAAUGUCGCAACCCAAUUCACACGGCAACAAGGAAGCAGAGUCCUGCGGUGGUUUGUUCCUUAGUCUCUCCCCUUCAAACCCCUUCAUUCCCACCCCCUUUAAGGUACCUUCGCCGGCAUCCGAGAGAAAGGAUCGAAGGAGCACCGUGACUGUCACAGCACCUAUCGCAGCAGCAGCAGCAGCUGCAGACGGGGGCGACAGGGGCAGGAAAAAGAUGCUGCAGCGCUACGGCAGCCUGUCAGGGAAGCUCCACAUGAUUGAGCUGGAGAAGGACCCCGCCGCUCACGGCCUGGGAAUCAGUCUCACGGGGAACAAGGACGGCUCCAGGGCCCGCAUGAGCGUCUUUGUGGCAGAUAUAGACCCUCAAGGUCCCGCCGGUUUAGAUGGAAGGAUACGGGUUGGAGACGAGCUACUGGAGAUCAAUGGUCAGAUCUUGUACGGUCGCAGUCACCAGAAUGCCUCCACCAUCAUCAACAGCGCUCCAUCUAAAGUCAAGAUUAUUCUCAUCAGGAAUAAAGCUCAGAGUCAAAAGGCCCAGGAAUCCAGAUCAGAGUGUGAGGACACGGUCGACUCCCAGAUAGACUCUGCAGAACGUGGAGCGUUGUCCAGCGACAUCCAGCAUGUCAUCCUACCUCAGGAUCAUGCAGGUCUUGGCCUCUGCCUGGCAGAAGAUGACUCUAAGGAUGGAGUGGUGGUCAGGUCUCUGGUCCAGCACGGCACAGCUAGUAAGGAUGGCAGGAUAAUGACUGGAGACACAAUCAUAGCAGUGGGGGAUGAACAUGUAGCUGGAAUGUCAGUGGAAAAGGUGUCCAGUUUGAUUCUCAAACAUCGGGUCACUGUCAAGCUCUCCAUCAGCCGCUCCAGCAGUCUCUCCCCCUCCUCCUCCACUCAACCUCUCCCCUCACCCCUCUCCCAACCCUGCUCCACCUCUCCCGUACCGUCCCAAACCCUCCCCGUUUCCUCCUCCUCCUCUUCAUCCCUCAAAACCACACACACCUCUACCGCAGGACAGUCUGAUUGGCUGGGAGCUGCGCCCACGACGUCUGACCCUGUGAGCUGCCCGGUCGUAGCGGGCAGGGAAACCACGAUAGAGAUCUGCAAAGGGAGCGUGGGCCUGGGCCUCAGCAUUGUGGGAGGAUGUGACACUCUGCUGGGGGCAGUAGUAAUCCAUGAAGUGAAUGAUGGAGGAGCAGCACAGAGAGAUGGAAGGCUGCAGGCUGGAGACCAGAUAUUAGAGGUAAACGGCAUAGACCUGCGGCAGGCUACUCACGACGAAGCUAUUGGCGUGCUGCGGCUCACCACCCAACGUGUUUGCCUGCGCGUCUUCAGGCACCAGGAGGCGUACAGGGAGGAGGACCUGUGGGACGUCUUUAGCAUGGAGCUCAGGCCUCGUCCUGGAGAGGAGCUCGGGUUCACCACAGUGGGGAAAAGUAAUGACACGGGCAUCUUUGUAUCAGAUAUCAUCAGAGGAGGCGUAGCAGAUUCAGAUGGCAGUUUGUUGCUAGGUGACCAGAUCCUGUCAAUCAACGAGGAGGAUGUGCGCGCGGCGUCACAGGAACACGCACAGAAGCUGCUGCAGAGUUACAGUGGAGUGGUUCAUCUGGAGGUGGCUCGUUUUAAAGCGGGGGUGCAGUACUCACAGCGGAGCCAGAGCGAAGACUCCGACUGCUCCACCCUGACGCCCUCGAGUGGAGGUGAUGCUUCCGCCGGCCACCAGAGGGAGUCAAAUAACAAAGCAGGGAGCUGUAGUGAGUGGCAGUCAGCAUUUCAAGACUUCCCUGACGUCAGAAAAGUAAUAAUACAAAAGGAUCCAUGUGACUCCCUGGGCAUCAGUGUAGCAGGAGGAGUGGGCAGUCCCCAUGGCAACGUACCUCUUUUUAUUGCUACCAUGGAUACCAAUGGACUGGCUGCCAAAACACAGCUAUUACAGACAGGAGACAAGCUCCUCAGUAUCAAUGACGUGUCCACGGAGGGAAUGACCCACGUCCAGGCCGGAGCCCUGCUGAAGAACGCCACUGGAACCGUCAGCCUGCAGGUGGCAGAAGGUUCAGGUGUGUGCAGCACAAAGGACGACAGUGAUGCCCGUGCGCGGUCGUCAGGCCAACCCAGCAGCCUGCCCUGCUCCCACAACAACCUCUGCGCCCGCAUGUAUAAGACCAUCACCCUGGAGAGAGGCUCCUCGGGCCUGGGCUUCAGCAUCGUGGGAGGGUUCGGCAGUCCUCACGGAGACCUGCCCAUCUACAUCAAAACCGUCUUCAACAAGGGGGCGGCCAUAGCUGACGGCCGGCUGAAACGUGGGGAUCAGAUCAUCGCCGUGAACGGACACUGCCUGGAGGGGGUGACUCACGCUGAAGCUGUGGACAUCCUCAAGAAGACCAAGGGAAGCGUAGUGCUCACUGUUCUCUCCUGAGAUACAGUGUGAGUCAUUAUGUCCCAUUUUGAUUAUGUCUUACAGCAAAGUAGCCCCCGAGGUGAUGUAGGUUCACACGGACCUGAGAAGACAAACGUGGAGGGUUUAAGUGAUGUAGUUUUGUUUAAAGAGUAGAUACUGUGAGUUUAUCUGUGUUUAGUUUGGGGAUGCUACCUCUAACUGCAAACACACAGUAUUCCUAAUAUAAACUCAUUCCUGUCAAGGUGUCAUUUCAACUAAUGUGUUUAUUUUAUAAGUCUUCAUAUCAUUAAAUAUCUCUAUAUUUAUAAAAAAUAUUUAAAUUAAUAGUUUAACGAUACUCGUAUAUUAUAAAGAAGACAAUACCACAGCGUCCCAAUCAUAAACUGUAUAUAAAGAUAGACGACAUGACAGCUUCCCAAAAGUGAAGUCAAGGUGUCUCACUCGCCCCCUUGUGGAUGGCUGCUGUAUAGGUCAUAAAUCCUGCCCUGUCCAUUGUAGUGGAUGAGACAUGGACCAAACUAAGUAGUCAAAGUGCAUAGUCAUCAAAUACAUUUUCCUCAAAGAUGGUUUAUGUUAUUGUAGAUAAUUCUUAUCACACUGAUGUUUGUUCAAAACUCGUCCCAAGUCAAGGUCGCUGUGACUCACAAAGGCAUUUUUUUGCCGUGUGAGCAAGAUAUUUCUAAAUUGUCCUGAGGGGAUUUCUUCAAAUUUGUUACAAAUGUUCACUUAGACUCAAAAAUGAACUGAUUCAAUUUUCAAAGGUCAAUGAUCAAGGUCGCAGUGACUUCAUGAGCUUGUGAACCUGAUAUAUCAGGAUCACCCGUAGGGAAUUUCACUACGUCUGAAACAAUCAUUCACUUGGCCUCAAGGAUGACCUGAUUAGAACUUAGAGGUCAAAGUUUGUGUUGCGUCAUCCAUCUUUAUAUUCAGUCUAUGGUCACAAUCAAUAAUGAAGAUAUGUGUCUUAGUCAGUCCUGUUCAUUGCAUUGAUUUGUGUCAUUUCCCAUGUAAACACAUAAAUAAAUCAACAUCCACAAACCUCUGAAACUGACAAAUGAAAGCAGUGGAAACAUCUGACAUGUGACAUGUUUUCACUGCUGUCUCCAGACUCCUGUUCAUUAUUCAGAGUCAACUCCUGAGAUCGACUCCCAACACCCACACCAUGCCAAGUGCUUCUGCCAAUCUUUUGUAUGGCAAUACAGUUUUAGGACAUUUGCUUUGUAGGCCUGUUUUACUUGUUAUUCCUCAUCCUCAUAUUCUGAUCAUUCAGAAUGUGUCACGAUUCCUUGGAUUACUGUAUUAGAUGACGUGUUUAUACUUUAACCACCUUGUGCAGAACAGGAGACAACUCAUUUUGUCACAUCUGUAAAAGCAGCUGUUGAAUCCACUUUGAAUAUCAUCUGUAAGACUAACUCUGAUUUAUUUACUGGUUCAUUAUUUAUUACUGUCUGCACAUUAGUACAUUUGAUCAGUUGUUGUUUUUUUUAGGACCAGAUGGGAGUAUUGUUGUAGCAUAAUGUGCAAUCUUUGUUUAGAAACCUCCUCAUACCUGUUUUAUAUGAUUUUAUAUAUACCAUGAUAAUUAUAUUUAUGUUUUCUUAACUGUCAUUCAUUUUAUUUCAUUUACGCGAGUAGUCCUCAGCCUCAGCCCACACUCAUCUGUGUCUGGUAUUGUGCAACACUGUAUGUACUGUCAGUGAUCUUAUUAAAUGUUGAUUUGUUAGAG
This is a messenger RNA of Hippoglossus stenolepis (Pacific halibut), 7721 nucleotides long. Its product is annotated as multiple PDZ domain protein. NCBI's taxonomy places the organism in Eukaryota, Metazoa, Chordata, Actinopteri, Pleuronectiformes, Pleuronectidae. Gene Ontology annotation, molecular function: protein binding. The transcript has 43 exons. The record is from RefSeq and is a predicted model, not a curated record. The coding region runs from base 419 to 6013 and encodes 1864 amino acids.